Molecule: messenger RNA, 288 nt
Organism: Strongylus vulgaris
Lineage: Eukaryota; Metazoa; Nematoda; Chromadorea; Rhabditida; Strongylidae
Source: the annotation of a GenBank genome assembly
AUGACCAGAAAGUCUGCGAAGAAAAGUGGCGUAUGUGGAUCUGGGAGGCAUAAGAUAUUACGAAAACCCGAAGCAGUUCAAGAAGACGCGGAAGUGGGUACCACAGACAGUGCUUCUGUUGAAAGGCAAGAUUCAGAUGAGGAGUUUGCAGAGCCGGGACCAGAUAAUAUGUUUUCCGAUCCUGAUGUAUGCGACAGUCUUGAUGAAACAGAGGCAAGUAGCGACUAUCAAGGACUGAGAUCAAAAACAUCCAAAUCUGGGGGUGUGCCAAACACCGAGGUUUCUUAA